UUCUCUCCCUUAGCUUCUCUCACCAUUACCAUACAUCCUCAUAUCAUCACUUCCCAGAUUUCAAUUCUGUAUUAUUAAAAAUGAUGCACAGGUGCAGUAGCAGCUGCUCUUGCGGAAUGUACAACCAGAGCAGCAAUGACUACUCUGCAGGAUUCUCCAUGUUCUUCUCCUCCCCGCCUGCUAAUCAGAACCAUCAGUAUUAUUAUGAAGAAGCUCCGGAUUAUGAUCAAAACAUCUACUCUUCUUCUUCGUCUUCUUCUGUGGAUUGUACUCUUUCCCUGGGAACGCCUUCCACUCGUCUCACUUCUGCCAAUGAGAGGCCGCCCUCUGAAUCCCGCCGCUCUUUAUCUUCUUCAUCCCACAAGUCCGCCCGUGGCGCCGCCGCCGCCUCCGACCCUCUCGUCACUCGCCGCUGCGCUAACUGUGACACCACCUCCACCCCUCUCUGGAGAAAUGGCCCCCGAGGCCCUAAGUCGCUCUGCAAUGCGUGCGGAAUCCGAUUCAAGAAAGAGGAGAGGAGAGCGAGUGCGGCCGCCGCCGCUGCCGCGGCGGCCAACGGUGGCGGAGCGGGCGGAAUGGACAUGAUGCAUAACUCGUGGGCCCACCACACGCAAAUGCCAUACAAUAAUUACUCCUCGUCGGCGUACGGCAACGAGUACGGGUACAUGGAAGACGACGACCGUGACUCCGCCUUCCUCUCCUGGCGUCUCAACGUGCACUGCUCGUAACCGGGCCCACCAUGGCUGCACUGCACUGCAACCUCGUUAUGCAUGAAACAGGAAAAGUGAAAAAAAAAAAAAAAAAAAAAAAAAGGAAAAUGCAAAGAAUAUUUGUUGUAGGUAGGAGCAGAGAGAGUGUGAGAGAAAUGAUUUUAUUGAUUUUGGAGAAGGGGGAUGGGGGAGAGAGGAGAUGUUAAUUAUGUUUUGGCGUGUAGUGAUGGAUUCUUGAGGGAGUACUUUUCCUUUCUUUUUAGGAGUAAGUUGAUGAGAGUCAAGAUGAAGAUGAAGAACGACUACUUCUUUAACUUUCCACUUUGAUGAUGAUAUAUAUACACUUCCCUAUUUAUUGCUUUA
This is a messenger RNA of Ipomoea triloba (trilobed morning glory), 1073 nucleotides long. Its product is annotated as GATA transcription factor 19-like. Lineage: Eukaryota; Viridiplantae; Streptophyta; Magnoliopsida; Solanales; Convolvulaceae. Gene Ontology annotation, molecular function: zinc ion binding; DNA-binding transcription factor activity; sequence-specific DNA binding. The transcript has 2 exons. Bases 81 to 728 code for a protein of 215 amino acids. Gene Ontology annotation, biological process: flower development; regulation of DNA-templated transcription. The record is from RefSeq and is a predicted model, not a curated record.